AUGCCACGUCACGCAAAUACUGAAACAAAGCAGAUUGGUCGCGCUGUUGGCCUCGCGAAGCCACUGGCGAACGCAGCGAAGGUGACCAAGCCAGCGAAGGUGACCAAGGUGACGAAUUCGGCGAUUACAAAGAUCCUGUGUGAUCAGAAGACCCAACGCAAUCAGCAACAAUCGCCGCUCCUCCGUCUCCCCGCUGAGCUACGUAACAACAUCUACGCCGAGCUAGUGCCAAACAACAAAGUGAUAGAGAUCGGACUUUGCACUCAUAUCUCGGACUCCCUGAUGAGCACCAUUUCGCUGCCAGAUUGGGCCUACUUGGAGUCGCAAUUAGCUCUGCAACAUGUAUGUCGCCAAAUGCACAACGAGAUCGGCCACAUGUUCUACACCCAGAGCGUGUUCUGCGCCAACGACCCGGCCAUGUUGCGGCAUUGGGCUUCGAGACUCUCACACGAGCAUCGCGGUCUUGUCAGGCACCUGCAAGUGUGCCACGACUUCCGCCUGCCCGAGCCGAUCCUGAACACACUCCCAAAUCUUCGUACACUCACACUCGAAGGCCUAGUACUACGCUUGAGGAAGUUUUUCGAGAAGUCAGACAGGUCGGAUAGAAAGCACAUCUACAGAGACUUGCCACCGGUGGUCAUCGUUGUGUAUGAGCAGCUUUAUCGAGUAGGCGGUGCGUUGAAAUUCCGUGAGGUACGUUUCACGUGGGAAAAUCCGUGGAAACCCCGAGUCUGA
Molecule: messenger RNA, 735 nt
Organism: Boeremia exigua
Lineage: Eukaryota; Fungi; Ascomycota; Dothideomycetes; Pleosporales; Didymellaceae
Exons: 2
Coding region: 1-735 (244 amino acids)
Source: RefSeq, a predicted model, not a curated record